AUAGAAAAUAAAACAAGAUAUAGCAACUUACAGAAGAUGAAAUUUAAAGCAACUUAAAGCAAUUGGAUAUAAUGUGUAUAAACAACGGUAUGAACUAAUAAGUAACAAUGACAAAGCAAUCAGUCAGAGCCAAUAGCACAAUCUCCUCCCAGCUCCUCCCAGCCCAUCUAGUCAUAGAAACGGUUAAACGUGUUUCUUUUUUUUUCUACCUUCAGUUUCGUUUCUUCUGUUCUCUAGAGGUGGGGUCGUUUACAGGAAAAGCGAAAGCGCAAAGCAUAGAAACUUAACUCGCAGGGAACGAACGUAGGCACUGCGCUUUACAUCUCACGUUUGGUGUCGGACAUUUGCUGGAUCAAUUACUCCAAAUCCUUAGAGAGCCUUCUUGAAAUGCUGUUUAUACAAAGACAGUGUGUGUUCAUUCUUCAACAAUUUUAGGGCUACCGGUUUGGAAGCCAUGGCAUUUUCCGGUAGGAACCCAUCUGAAAUUAUAUGGAGGGCCAGAAGGAAAUUAGCAGAAGAUCUUCUUUUAAUAGACUCAGAGCUGAUCUUGGAUGUGGCAGAUUCCCACCUGCUCCUCACACAGGGGGAGUUUUUCUCCCUGAGUGAAAUAAAGGAUCCACAAGCAUUUGUGGAAUGCCUGAUCGAGUUAGUGCUGGGGAAAAGAGAAUCAACUCAGGAACUGUUCUUGGACUGCCUGGAAAACCUGAGGCAAGCCUUCCCAAGCCUUCAGCCUAUUUCUGAAUAUGUAGAAGAUGAUCACUUGAAUCUCAGGAAUGACCUUCAGGUCUCAGACUCUGUUGAAUUCUCAGGGGAAAGAAGUGGAUCCAAGAGCAUGGAUCUGGCUAGAUCUGAAAACCAGGAUGCUUCCCAGUCCCAAGAGGGCGUAGGAGAGGUUGAGACUAUAGGUUUUCCUGUAUCCUCAGAGGCAGGAAGUGGAUCUCAGAGCCCAGAUGAUGCUGUUAUGCUUCCAGGAAAUGCAAGCAGCACUGAGGACCCAGAUGCCAGUCUCCUGCUCUCCAGCAAAGAAAGAGAAGUCAAGACUCCAGAUGCCCCGGAUGUAGCUGAGAACCCCAGUGCUGCUGCCAUGUCCACAGAGAAUCGAGAUAGAGAUGAGGAUCUAGAGAGCUCUUCAUCUCCAUGGAUAGGAAGUGGGGCUGAGAGCCCAAGUGCCACUCUGUCUUCCAGCAAAGGAAGUGGAGCCAGCGAUGGGAACUGUGGCAAAUCUGAAGGGACAGGAAGUGGAGUAGAAAUUCCUGGCAUCUCUGCAUCAAAGAGAGAAGAAGAGGGAGCCCAACAACUGGAUUGCUCCAAGAGAAAAAGGACAAGCAGUUCUCCCACGAGAAGGGAGAGUUCUGAGAACUCAAAAGGAGCCUUCUUCCAAACCUCAGAGGAUCUAGCCAGUAUGCAGCUUAUGAAAUCAACAUCUGAAUUAACCCCAGCUGAAAAGAAAUCCUAUUCCCAGAAGACAAAAGGGAGUCUGAUGGAGGAUGUUCCUAAUGAAACAACCAUCAAAGGACCAAUGGAUUCCGUGAUGGUCUCUGGUGAUGAGAUAAUCUGCAAGGCGAGAAAACAAUUAAUUGAAAUCCUCCAGAAGGACCUAGAACUUGUUCUAGAUGAGUUAUUCUCCAAGUCCAUUAUCACGGAGGAAGAAUAUGAGGCCUUAGACAAAGCCGAGGAGGAUUCCAAGAAGAAAAUUCGGAAACUGCUGAUAAUGAUACAGAAAAUGGGAGAAAUAGCCUGUGGCAAGUUCCUGGAAUGUUUAGAAAAUGCAUGUCCAGGUUCAAAUCAGGUUCUGCAAAAUUCAGUACAUGAGCGUUUGCCUCCAGAGGAGAAAACUGAAAGCCCAGGAGUAUUGGGAGAGACAGAAGAAGCAGUUCCCAAAGUCCCUGCAGGACAAGAGAAAGAAGAUGAGCUUGAGUCAGAAGCAGAGCAAAAAAAGAAACAUACUAGCAAAGAAGGAAGAAAAGCGCUUAAGAACAUCAUUGCUAAGUUGAAGUUUCGGAAGUAUUCAAGCAAGAAACUCGCCCUGAAAGAAAUUCUGGAAAUCAGUUCUGGAAAUCUAAAAGACUGCAGUCCGUGUACAUUGGGAGACUUGCCUUGGCAUUUUCUGAAGAAGGUCUUGGCUUUGAAUGUGACAGCCAGGAGCACAAGCCUUCAACAUGAAACACUGGACAAUAAAGGAAUGCCGUUAAAGGAGAAGGAAAAAAGGAUUGAUGAGAGAAUCUUCUUUGAUACCAAAACAGAUGAGAUAGAUUCUGUGAACCCCCUUGAUGUCCUUUGUACUGUUCUGCUUUGUUCUGACAGUUUUCUCCAACAGGAGAUCCUUCUCAAAAUGUCCAUGUGCCAGUUUGCCCUGCCUUUGAUUCUGCCUCCCCUCAUGACCUCCAAGUGCACCCUGAUGCUCUGGGCCAUGAGGGACAUUGUGAAAAAAUGGAGGCCCCAUUCCUUGGCUGAAAGCAGAGGCUUUAAGGAAGACAGCCUGGUACUGACAUCCAUGCCGACUGUUUCCUUCGUACGGAUGGGAAACUGUAACAUAUCCAAGUCCAAAGUCCUCAACGAGUUCCUCAGCCCUUCUCAGCAGCAUAAUAAUUUCUUUCUACACCGAGAUAUGGAAUGUGGGAACAUCCCUCGGGAAAUUGCUGAUGGGCUUGUAGAGAUUGCCUGGUAUUUCCCAGGAGGACGGACAAACACAGAUCUCUUCCCAGAGCCAGUUGCUGUUGCAAAUCUCCGUGGAGAUGUUGAGUCUCACUGGGUGCAGUUCAGCUUUUUAACGCAGGUCUCCUCAGCUGUGUUCAUAUUUGCUGAAUGCAUUGGCAAGAGAGAAUAUACUCUCUUGUCAUCACUGAAGGACUUGUCAACUCAGUUCUACUUUAUCUUGGAAGGUCGCAGUAGAAAAUCUGAUUCUACCUUGGAGUUCUUAAAUAAACUGGCACCAGUGAUUAAACUUGACAAUUCACAUAUAUUGGUAAAGAAUGCCACAAUGAAUAAAGCAGUAUUUGUAGAACUCCUUCGAGCUGCAGUUGGAAAAAUAAUAGCCUCAAAUCCUAAGUGUAUAAGUAUUGAUAAGAUGUGUACAACAGCCCAUGAACUUACAAUCCAGGUGGAUGAAGACCACAAAGAAUGUCAGGAUGCCCUCAGAUGUGCCACAGAAAUUUCAGGAGAGAUAAAAGAUGUAGCAGUUUACAAGAAAGAAACACUGAUACUCCAAGGUGAUCUCUGGAAAAAUCUGGCCAAAGUGGAGAAAGAACUAUGCAGAAUGGAAAGACAAGGGGACAUGCCUUCGGAAAAAUACAGAUCAGAAUUGAGAGGCAGAUUGUUGGAACUGCGUAGGCAGCAGAGUCAAUGUGAUCUCACCAUUGGUUUGAUUAAUUUCAUCCAUGGCAUAAAGCAUUUGAAGGAUGCAGAGAGGAAUUAUUUCUUGAAAUGGAUGAAGUUCAACCUGGACCAUAUUGCUAGGGGAAAUCUUUCCAAGUUACGUGCUGACUAUAAAGAGAAAUGCAAGAAGUUAGGAGAUGAUGGGCGGAAGAUUGCAGAGGUAGACCAGUUGAUAUCAUCCUCUUGCUUGGGAGUUGAGCAUUUCAUGCGUGAGCUGGGGCAGUUCUAUGAGGCAGAAUGCUCAAUGGUUAAUGAGGGCAAAAUAGCUAAAAACAAUAGACAGUUUGCCCAUUUCCCAAGCAUUGCAGCUGAACUACUGCUGGAAGGGUUUCCCCUGGAGCUCAUUGAUGGUGAUGCAUCCAAUAUCCCCCUGCAGUGGAUAACUGACGUUCUGAAUAAACUCAAUAACAAACUUAGGGGACAAUCCAAGAUGAUGGUGAUAACUGUUCUGGGGGUGCAGAGCACUGGGAAAUCGACCCUUCUGAACACCAUGUUUGGCCUGCAGUUUGCUGUCAGCAGUGGGCGGUGCACACGAGGUGCCUUCAUGACGCUUCUUAACGUCUCAGAGAAUUUGGUUCAGGAUCUUGGCUGUGACUUCAUCCUGGUGAUAGACACAGAGGGCUUGAAAGCCCCUGAACUAGCCAAACUGGAAGACAGCUAUCAGCAUGACAACGAAUUAGCCACUCUAGUGAUUGGGCUGAGCGACAUCACCAUUGUCAACAUGGCCAUGGAGAAUGCCACCGAAAUGAAGGACAUCCUGCAAAUUGUGACCCAUGCCUUUCUCAGGAUGGAGAGGAUUGGGCAAAAACCCAACUGCCAGUUUGUUCAUCAGAACGUCAGUGACGUUUCUGCACAUGACCAAAACAUGAGGGACAGGAAGCAUUUUUUGGAACAGCUGAAUGAAAUGACCCAGGCUGCAGCAAAAAUGGAAAAACACAAUAGGGAUAUCAAGUUUUCAGACAUCAUGGACUACGACCCAGAAAUGCAUAAUUGGUACAUCCCAGGUCUUUGGCAUGGAGUCCCACCCAUGGCCCCCAUUAACAUGGGAUACAGUGAAAAAGUCCUUGAAUUAAAGAAGUACAUAUUUGAAUUCAUAAAGAACCGCUCAUGUAAAACACCCCCCAAGGACAUCCCUCAGUUUAUUGAAUGGGUGAAGAGUCUGUGGAAUGCUGUGAAACAUGAGAACUUCAUCUUCAGCUUCCGAAACAGCCUCAUAGCGGAAGCUUAUAACCAGCUCUCCAUGAAAUAUUGUGAAUGGGACUGGCAUUUUCGCAGAGAGAUGCACCUCUGGGUGUCUGAACAGGAAACGUCAAUACAGAAUGUUUCUCCUGAUGAAUUUGAUAUACGCAGUUUGCAAAAUGAGCUUUAUCAGAAGCUGUUGGCUGGAGAACAGCAGAUUUUGGAGAAUUUGAAGCAAUACUUUGAAAGCAGAGCAGCAAAUCUGCAUUUGGUAGAAAGGUACAGAGAAGAUUUUGUCCGCAAUGCUCACAGCCUCAAGCAGGAACUUGAAAGUUAUUCUUACAACAAAUGUCAGGAAGUUGUUCGCAUUCAAAAAGGGCUUCACAAGAUUCACUCUCUACAGACUGAAUACUUGAAAAUAAUUGAAGGAAAGGUUGAUGGGCUACUUAAAAAAUGCCGGGAAAAUGAAGAUAGGAUAGAAGAUCAAGAACUGGAAAAAGAGUUUGAAAGAAUGUGGAUGGAAACAUUGUCAGAAAUAUCACCUGUUCCCUUAGAGAAACGACAAAUAUAUGAAAAGGUUGACUUAUAUUUGAGAAGGGAAUUGGCACAUCGAGGAUGUCCAGUCAAUGUAAAAUUACAGGGAGCAAAAUCUUUGUUAAGCUACAGAAUGAAUACUUUUCAAAUGAAAUCUGAAUAUAUGGAUUCAACAUGGUGGCGCCGUGUGAAACACUUGAUUGUUAAAAAUGACGGUUUGCAUGAGAUAGAAGAACUUGCUAACUCCUUGAUGGCUAAAUGCAGUUCCUACAUUUGUAAGAAGGCUGAUUCCAAAGGAGACUAUGAUGAUACAUAUUGUGGUGAACUUUUACAGUUUAUCAAUGAAAAGCUACAGCAGCCUGAUGCUCAGAAACUUCAUAUAACAACAUGGUUUGAAGUGGAUCUAAAGCUUCACAUUUUGGGGGAAGCAGCUCAUGAAUUUCAAAAGAUGCAUGACGAGUUUAUUAAGGAAAAUGAUCCCUAUAUACGCUUAGAGAAACUGAAGCCUCAUUAUUUCUCAAUUUUCAGAGAUCUUUAUCUGGAAAAAGAUGCCCAGCAAAUCAGAGCCAAGGAUUUCUGUGACCAGUGUCUCCAUCCUGCCCUUGUGAGUUAUAUCAACAAAAGACUUGGGAUAGAAAUAGUAGAUGAUAUUCUCAACAGUGCACAGUCCAUUGGGUAUGCCAGUCGGAGCUUCUUCCAGUUCACUGUCCUGAAGGAACUGUUGGAAGAGGGUAAUGUCGACAGUUACGUAAAAUACAUUAGGGCUUAUGAAAAGUUUGUCAAAAACUGGAUCCAGAAACAUAUUUUGGAUUACUAUGCAAAGAAUGAGUGUCUGAAGAAACUGGAGGAAGAGAUUCUCUCUGCGAUUGUAAAGAAAAUUAUAGAAACACUGGAAAAAUUAAAGCAUCAAGAUAUUGAGACAGUCUCAGAAUUUUUGGACAGUUUUUGCAGAGAAAUGCAGAAGGAGUUAGUCAUUUCUAAGGACAGUCUGUUAGGGGUACAGUUUAAGAAUGCAACUGUUCCUGCACAGUUUUCUUCUUGUGUUGAAAACUUCCUUGCUGAUUUGCAGCAGCAAAUAAUAGCUGAAUAUGAUAUCCUGGAUAUCCAGUCUAAACUCUCCAAAUUGCCUGUGAGCCCCCAGGAUGAGAUCUUCAAGCGGGUGUUUGGCUGUGGGAAGCAGUGUCCUUUCUGCAAAGUCCCCUGUGAAGCUGGAGGGAGUGCUCAUCAAGAGCAUUUUGCAACUGUCCAUCGGCCUCAAGGACUGGGAAAGUACAGAGAAGAAGAGUCAGAAAAGCUUGUUUAUGAUAUCUGUUCAACUGCUGUGGCUUCCAACACUGAGUUCGAAAAUCAGGACACAAAUGGGGAAUUCUAUCCAUACAAAGAUUAUCGUGCAUAUUAUCCAGACUGGUGCAUCCAACCAGAUCCCAGUAUCAAUGCUUCAGAUUACUGGAAGUUUGUUUUGAACAAAUAUAACCAUGAUUUUGCAAGAAUAUAUAAAGCUAAACCAGCUGAUCUGCCAGAGGACUGGAAAAACAUUACUGAAGAACAAGCACUGAAGGCCUUAAAGGACAUUUAUAAUAUGAAGUGAGCAUUCUUAUCUUAGCAGAAGAGAAACCUGGAUCUUCUUCCUAUAAAAGCAUUCCACAAAGUAUGCCAAUCUUAAUAACAUAGAAAAGACCCCUUGAAAAUUAAAAUGGAUCUCUUUGAAGGACCCCUGACACUGAUAGAUAGGGCAAAUAGGGUUCUGCAUCCCUAAGUCCCUGGCUGGAUUUCUAUUUAUUUCACUGUGCCUUAAGUUUUGUAUCACAUAUAGUGGAAUGUUUUCAGCCAGUUGUGUAUACCUGUAUCACUGUGUUCAUCUUCCCUGUUCAGAUGCACGUUUAUCCCAAUAUCAGUUUUCUUCUCUUUCCCCAUGCCCUUAAUCCAGAGCAUAUUAUUUACCCUGAGCAGCAAUCUUCUCUCUUCCCCUCCAUUGUAUUAAAAUAAUGCUGCUAACUUGGAAUUUGAAAUUCACCAGGUGAUGGCAGCAGUACAGCUCACCCCCAACUCAGGCUUGCUCAUAGUGGGGGUUCUACAGAUGGUAACCUUGCUUCCCUUCCUGUUUAUUAUUAUUACUCUCUUAGUUAUCAUGAUAAUUUUAAUUCCCUAUCUACUCUCAUGUUUGGAAGAAAACUUUUGUCGUGAAGAAUUUCUUUAGUAAGCUUUAGCCUUUAGGAAUGGUAGAUUCUACCGAUGCUGUUUUUCACUUCAUUUUUGCGAUGACAUUUAUAAAAAUGACAGGAAAAUGAAUGUCUGAAGGUAUAUUGGGUCCAAUUUCAUGUACUUGUCUACAUGAAUGCAAUGUAUUCUGUAAUGCACUGUCUUGCAAUGAAAACAAUAUUAAUAAACAUAUUUUUAAAGAGUU
This is a messenger RNA of Podarcis muralis (Common wall lizard), 7492 nucleotides long. The record is from RefSeq and is a predicted model, not a curated record. NCBI's taxonomy places the organism in Eukaryota, Metazoa, Chordata, Lepidosauria, Squamata, Lacertidae.